AUGUCGAAAGAAGUGGAGAUCAUUGAAAGAUUGUCAACGGUCCCUGAGUAUCGUUGGGAGAUUUUGUAUUUGGCUGAACGUUUACCCAUCCUAAAACCUGUAUUCACCACAUCGUUGUGCUUAUUAGCAAACCUCAAGUGCUCCAUUAGUGAUUUCGGUCUUUUAAUGGAGUUCAAUACUAUACUCCUUUACAUAUGUGUGUUUUUCAAUCAAUAA
Messenger RNA from Schistosoma rodhaini, 216 nucleotides. The record is from the annotation of a GenBank genome assembly. NCBI's taxonomy places the organism in Eukaryota, Metazoa, Platyhelminthes, Trematoda, Strigeidida, Schistosomatidae.